Molecule: messenger RNA, 1158 nt
Organism: Botrytis fragariae
Lineage: Eukaryota; Fungi; Ascomycota; Leotiomycetes; Helotiales; Sclerotiniaceae
Product: putative hemolysin-iii channel protein
Exons: 5
Coding region: 1-1158 (385 amino acids)
Cellular component (GO): membrane
Molecular function (GO): signaling receptor activity
Source: RefSeq, a predicted model, not a curated record
AUGUCAAAUUCCUUGUCAGGGCAGGAUGAGGGAAGAUAUGGAUAUGCAGGUGCAUAUCCUUUUUUCGCAUCGGAUUUAGAGAAUGAGAGGUUGGAUGAGGAUGCGGAUGCGGAUGCGAAGAAUGUCAAUGUUCACGGAAAUGGAAAUGGUUAUGCUGGCGAGAAUGGGAAUGGAGAUGAAAUUGUGAGUGGAAAUCGGAUGGGUAAGGCAAGACAACAUGUAAGACAUAUUUCUUCGGCUACAACGUUGAUUGUGACGAGAGAGGAGGGGGAUGAGGGGGAUAAGGUGCAAGUUCCGGAGAAGGCGUUGAUUAUUGGGAGGGGUAGGGUUGGGGGUGUGGGUUUGUAUGGGGAUGGGGAUAUGGAGGAGAGAGGGGAGAAAAAUGAUGAUGCGGAGUUGGGGUUGAAGAGGAAUGCGACGGGUUUGUCGAUGGGGGGUUUGGAGGUGUUGGUUAGAGAUGAGGAUAUAGAGUUAGAGGGUGGAGAUGUGGGGAGAUAUGGGGAUGGGAGUGGGAAUGAAGGGGAGGAGAGGAUGGGAAAGAUUUUGAGGUGGGAUGAAGUUUCGGAAUGGAGACAGGAUAAUGAAUAUAUUCUUACUGGAUAUCGAUAUCAUACCCUCAAUAACCAUAGUCACCAAACCGCAGCUUUCUGGAUCGAGCUCGAUUAUCUCGGUAUCGUGGCUCUGAUGUGGGGAAGUACUGUUGCGACUAUCUAUCACGGAUUUAUAUGUGAUGUUAAACUACAAAGAAUCUACUGGUCUAUGAUCACACUCCUCUCUCUCGCCCUAACCCUCUUCACCCUCGUUCCUCCCUUCCGCACCCCAUUUUUCCGUCCCUACCGCACCCUCAUGUAUGCAGCCUUGGGUCUGUCGGCUGUAAUUUUCAUCGUUCAUUCGAUUAUUAUUUAUGGCAUUGCGUUGCAGUACAAACGAUUGAGUUUGGGUUGGAUAGUGGGUAUGGCGGGACUUAAUUUUGUGGGGGCGUUGGCUUAUAGUUUGCGGAUCCCAGAAAAAUACUACCCAGGCCGUUUCGAUAUCUACGGGAAUAGUCAUCAAAUCCUGCAUUGCAUGGUUGUACUUGCGGCGCUGGCGCAUUUUGCGGGCUUGGUGCAGAGUUUUGAUUAUUUGCAUUCGGGGAUUGAAGAGUGUCCUGUGGGGUGA